Molecule: messenger RNA, 2374 nt
Organism: Spodoptera frugiperda (fall armyworm)
Lineage: Eukaryota; Metazoa; Arthropoda; Insecta; Lepidoptera; Noctuidae
Gene: foi
Product: zinc transporter foi
Exons: 6
Coding region: 293-2338 (681 amino acids)
Biological process (GO): intracellular zinc ion homeostasis; zinc ion import across plasma membrane
Cellular component (GO): membrane
Molecular function (GO): zinc ion transmembrane transporter activity
Source: RefSeq, a predicted model, not a curated record
CAAAAACUGGCAACACUCAAAACUCGCGAACGCGUUGUGCUGUCUGCAGCAACCCGCGAGUGUCACAAUAAAAAAAAUCGCAAAAACUGAAUGAUUAUUGUGUGAAAUAAACAUUUAUUGUUAACUUUCAAGUUCUGUACAGUGUUAAAUGUUUGAUGGAAGCGUAUUUGGGGGCCGCUGAUGCUACAAUAACGAGAAACAGAUCAAAAUCAGCCAAUCACUCGCCGCUACAAAACAAAUGGAUUAGCCUUAUAUUAUAAUAUAAGCCAAUCAAAUUAGACUAAGCAUAACAAUGUCGCGUCAUAUAGUCACAGUAUGUAUGUUUUGCCUGCUAUGCGCAGCGCACUCUUGCGGCUCGCACAUAGACAUCCAAAACGACGGAGUACUAACCUACGAUGCUAAAAUAAACGAUGUCGACCACUUAAAUAUAGAUUUAGAAGAGAAAAGAAAGCUCCCAUCGUCUCGAUAUCAUCAGAAACUACAGAAGAUUAGACAGGGAAAGGCUAAGAGGGAGAUCAAAGUAAACCCUGAUACGUACGUGACUCAGAUUUUUAGACUAUACGGUGACGCUGGUAGUAUGACAAUGAAUUUGACUGGGUUCAAUAAGAUGUUAGAAGAAUUAGAUCUUCAUAAGUUAGUUGAGGGGGGAGAGAGGAGCGAGAGUCGAGGCUACUUCCACGGGCAGAAUGGAAAAGAGGAUGUUGUUAAUUGUAUGAACAGUUCCGACCUAAUCACAACAGUGAACACGCGGUUAAAACCCGCGCACGACCACUCACACCCACACUCGCACACAGAACAUGGCGACCAUGAGCACGAAUCGGACGCCAUCAUCACAGAAUCCACACUACAGACUAUAUGUCCCAUCCUCCUAUACCAAAAACUAGCCAAUACCUCAAUAGAACGGACAGGGUGCAUAAAGGAAACCAGUAUAGGAAGAAGAACUGACGUCACAAUUAAACAUGUGCCAGAAGAAAGUGCAUACCACAAAAACAUGUACGCUGUCUGGCUAUAUUCAUCCUUAUGUAUAUUAGCAAUAAGUGCCUGUGGUCUUCUAGGAGUAGCGGUUAUACCGAUCAUGCAUAAAACUUAUUACAAUCACCUCCUACAGUUCUUAGUGGCAUUGGCAGUUGGUACGCUAUGUGGAGAUGCCUUACUGCAUCUAAUGCCUCAUGCCAUGAGUCCAGCCCAUGACCACGGAGCUCACGGAGAGACAGAGUUAGAAACACGAGACUCCCACAACGAUGGCAUGUGGAAGGGACUCGCAGCUAUGUUAGGAGUAGUCUUCUUCUAUUUCACUGAAAAGGGACUAACAGUUGUAGUUGAGUGGAGGAAACGUCGCCAAAAGUUGGAGGAAGACAAACUCCCAUCCAGGGUCCGUGUUCUUAAAGAUGAGACGGUCGGAGGAUGUUCAGGAGGGUCCAAAGCCGUGAUAACGAACUCCACAUCAAAUUCUUUACUGAAAAUCUUCAAGAGAGACGAGAAGGGUGACCCUACAACGAAGACUUGUAAACACAAAUAUUCUGAGUACCCUUACUGCUAUGACGAGAUCGACACUGAUACGCAUGAUGACCAUCACCUAAGAGACGGGAUACCAUCAAGUCCGAAGCACGGGAAGAAGCAUAAUAACUCCGUUAGUGUGGUGUCUUCGAAUGCCCUCAACGCUGAGGGUAAGGAGGAGCCGACUGCAAAGGACUGGCUGCUGAAGGGCGAGACCACUCCUGCCGUGGUGGAAAUGAACAACAUCAAGCAUAAAGAGGAUGGUACCAAGGAUCUCAAGGACGGAGACAGUUAUACUGUUAUUUUGAGAGAGCACUCGCGAGCGCACCACGGCCACUCGCACGCGCACGGGCACGUGCACGCUCCCCCCUCGUCCAUCGCGUCCGUAGCCUGGAUGGUUAUCAUGGGAGAUGGGCUGCAUAACUUCACGGACGGCAUGGCUAUUGGUAAGUUAUCUUCUAUUGGGUGGUUUUCCGAAAAAAUCACAAAAUGUUACUAUUUUUCUUCCGCAGGCGACUUCGCGGUGCUGCUAAAGGCGGGCAUGUCGGUGCGUCGCGCGGUGGCGUACAACGUGCUGUCGUCGGCGCUGUGCCUGCUGGGCAUGGUGUGCGGCGUGCUGGCCGGCCACGCGCCCUCCGCCACGCGCUGGCUCUUCGCCGCCGCCGCCGGCAUGUUCCUCUACAUCGCUCUCGUUGAUAUGAUGCCAGAGCUCAGUACAUCCCACAGCAAAGAAGGCACCCUAUGCCAGUGCAUUCUGCAGCUGAUGGGGCUUGCAACGGGCAUUGGCAUCAUGCUUGUCAUAGCCCUCUACGAAGAAGACCUUAAGACAUUAUUCGGCUAGACUGUGCAAGUGCACCUAAACCUGUGCAAGUGCACC